Molecule: messenger RNA, 20530 nt
Organism: Porites lobata
Lineage: Eukaryota; Metazoa; Cnidaria; Anthozoa; Scleractinia; Poritidae
Source: the annotation of a GenBank genome assembly
GUCUAAGGCAAACAUGGAGCCCGCUUUGGCAAAUUUUGAUGAAAGUUUUGAAGAUGGAGAUGAUUUGGAUGAUUCAAAGCUUCCAUCUUCUGGCUAUGAAUAUCUCAGGAGAGUUCAGUAAGUAUAGACCUUUCAACACAAAAUCUAAGGCCGCCGCCGAUAAGCUGCCGUCCGCUCUGCUGAGCGAGAGAAGAAGAACCCACAGAUAAGCCUUAUCAGCUUAUGAAUAUGUUUUAAUAGAAUUAUUUUUUUAAUAAGCUUAACUUAUAUUCUUAAUAGUUCUAUUUUGUCUGUAUUUAAUUUAGGACUUCACUGUUUUUAUUCAUUUAUUUAUCAAUUUAAUUUAAUUCAUUUAGUCUUAGCUUAUUUAAUUUAAUUAUCUUUAUUCAACUACAGAUGUAGUUUAGCUCAGUUUAUUUGUGUAACAGUAAAUAGCUUGGUCUGAUGCUCGGUGUAAGCUAGAACCUUUGAAACGGAUGACUGAUGUGAGACAAAGGAAACAAAUAGGUCAGCACCAUAGAACCUACCAAACCAAAAGAAGUGCAAAACAAAGAAAAAGUUCACAGGUUCAUAUGCUGAGGUAAACCGGCUAGCUUAGUAGCAGAUCCACAUCAGCUUUAGCUGCCUUUGUAACCCAACAAACUAUGUAUGUAUGCAUGCUUGUAGACCGCAGGUUGAAAGUUGGCUGGACAGAAAGACAACCUGUGUUGAAGCAAGUACAUGUAUGCUGGCCACUUAGAUUGGGAAAAUGUUUCAACUGUGCAUGUUUGCCAAUUUUAUUUGGAAGAAUGUCCUAGUAACUGUAUUGUAAUUAUGAAAUCUCUGUUUGAAGGGAGAUGUUUGUAAACUUGUGAAAUCAAUGCUAUUAAAAUUAAUGUGUCUGGCAUGUUUUUCAUCAUAAGCAGAGUUUUGUUUAUAAUUAGUGAAUGCAUGGUAAAAGUUUGUGAAAUUCCUGUCACACCUCCCUGGACUCUAGCAGCACUGAUGUUAGGACAUGAGUUCCUCUAUUUUCUUUGCUUCCUCCUAAACCAUCCUCUGGCCCCAAAGUAGUUUUGACACUCAUCCAAGAUGGCCACCUGUAAUGUACAGUCAUGUAAAGCGCUCAAUCUCAACAAUCUUGUGGAAAAUAGGGGACUGUGAACAGUCUGAGGUCAAAUUCAAACAUAAUGGACCAAGAAAAAAACAUAAUUAUUCCUGGAAUAACAAUAAUAUUAAAUAAUAUUCUUCUUUAGAAGAAGCAUUUGAGUUUUUAAUGGAGCUUAUUCAUAGAGAACACAAAACUUUACCAUAAUCGACUAGGAGAAACAUAAUUGAACAAAUUUACAUUUGGAAUGCCAUGACUACACUGUAGCUGUCUUUCCUGUGAAAUGUCCCUUAGUGGCAAGGAGCAAGGAGAGACAGCUGUAUUCGCAGGCUAUUUAAAAAGUUGCACUGCACGUAUUAAAAUCAAUCCGUCUCCAAUUACACAUGAUAUUAUAUGCAAAGUUUACUUGCAUGUUAGUGUUUGGGGAUAUUUUUAUAUCAUUAUUAUUUAGCUUUGUCACUGUCUAUUUGAGUUAUACAUUAAAAAGGAGCGUGGGUGUCUUUUGGUCAAGAUGUUGUACUUACUGUCUAAGGGUUCGGUCGACUUUCUAGAGCCAAACACAAGCCCAAAUCAACCAUGAGCCACAAGCCAAGCAGGAUCGAGCCAACCUCAAGUCAAGCCCUAAUGUUAAUUUUUUCGCACUUUUGGGUGGCUUGUGGUUGACUUUGAUUCGCGUUUGGCUUGUGAAAUGACCCAACUCACUGUCAACUAAUAUUUAAUUAUUUAUAUUUUGCCAGUCUUGAAGCCAUGCAGUGUCCUGAUGUUGUUGUAGCCAAUCUUGACACACACAGUUUUCUAGGCAAGCAGACUGUUCAUGUCAGUGAGGUAGUAUAGUACUGUUUUUACCAUAGUCUUUAGAACUUCUAUUAUAAAUAGCUCAUACAUGUAGUAGACUCUGCAGAGGAGAAAUCUUUUGAGAAACAACCACAGGCUUCCAACAGUGCUAGGACUUGGAACAUCUUGAUUCUGCUACUCAGCUCUACUGUGUGCUGUAUGAAAAGAGGUGCUAGUCCCAGGGGGUACCCUCUUGUAAAAGCCAUAUAGGUAUGUGCCUCCCUGUUUCGGUCUGAAAACAGUAUAGAAUUUGUCCAUAUUUUUGGUCUGGAAUUGGGUGUGGUUUUCAAGCGAACUGCAAGAAUGUAUAAAAAAUUAUUUGUCAUUUCAAUUUCUUAUGUCGAAUAAGAAAGCAAGAAAGAGUAAUAUGCGAAUUCAACUGCAACUCUACAACAACUUCAACUGAUUAUUGCAAAUUUUACAGCAAGCAAUAUCCACUGCUCGCGGUUAGCAGAUUAGCUAGUAAAAAAUGUUAAAUAAAUAUUAAGUAAUAAUAAAUUAAAUUCAAUUAAGUUUACAGUCAUAAAUCGAAAUAGAUUUUGAGAAAUUGUUUGGUUGGCAUCAUAAUUUUAAAGUAGUGGUGACAUAAUUCCUGCCUACGUGAACAUGUAUAUUGCGUACCAUGACGUCCUACAGGUCUGAAAACACCCGGUAUGGAGUUUAGAUGCCAGGUCUGAAAAUGGGUGUGAAAAAUGAUGUGUUUUGGUCUGAGACAGGGUCUGGAUUUGGAGAAUUGGGUGGCACCUGUCCCCAGUAAUUAUAAAGCAGAAAAGAGCUAAAUGGUUAUGUUAACCGCAGUUUGGUAACCAUCAUCUGGUCUUGAAAUAAUUUCCAAUUCCUGGCUGGUGUCAGUCAAUAAUUAUGCAAGUUUUCCGGUAAGCCUAGUUUUGCUUGCACGCAACCCAUUUUUGGCCAGAUGCAAUCCAAUGAUUAGAUUAAUUGUACUCGAUUGUGAGCACCUAAGAAGGCAGGAAGACUCACAAAACCAGAGCCUACUUUAACUGUAAGUUCUUUUUAAUAAUAUUUACAAUCAUGGCAAAAAUUUCAAUGCACUGUACUUAUUCAUUCAACUUCUUUGAUAUUAUGUGACCCUCUUUCCCCCACUUUGGAUCAGUAGCAUCCAAAUGCUCUAAAUGUAUUAUAUUUCUGAAUAAUUUGUUUUUUCCAUAGAGGUCUGGUUGGUCACCAGCUCCUGCUGGAUUUGCUCCCUCAAUUGAUUGGCAGAUGCAGCAAACAGCAGACUUUGCAGAUAUCAGACAGGUACCACAUAUUACAUGUAAUAAACUAAAAAAAAGGUGAUGUCUAUUCAGUACUGUAACUUCAGUUUUCUGGACCUGGAAAAAUUAAGAGGUUUCCAGGGUUGUCACUAAGAUUUCUAGUUGCCAGGGAAAUACAAAAAACAGGUGGGGAACCAAACAGCUAGGGAUUUCUUUUCUUUCUAUUUUUCUUCCAUUUUCCUUUGAAAGUAGCCGGGACCACAUUCAUAGUAGCCGGGGAAAAUCCCCGGCCCCCUCAUCUUAAUGACAGCCCUGGGUUUCUUUAUCAGUAUUAUUACAUGUAUUAAUUAUUAUUUUUCUUUUAAGUAAUGAUCCGGUAAGGUUGAUAGCAAUUUCUUUUGUUAUGCGGCAACGGUGCUUUCCCCACAUAGGAAUGUUCUCAUUUUUACACAGAGAAUGUAUAAACCUACAUGAAGGCCGUUUAUGCAAUAAAAUGCAUUUACACUCCACUUUGAAAGGGUAUUUUUUUGUGUUAAAAGAUUUUGACCAAUCACAAGAGUUGAAAACAAUAGCCAAGAAAAGUUUACAGUUUUACUUGUUCCCCACAUGGGAUUUCUUCGUUAUUCAAACUGAGACCAGAUUUUGUUAUAUGGAAGAUGGUUGGAAAGUAAAGAUGAAUAUAUGUACCGCUUUAUUAAGUUUUGUUAACUUUUACUGUUUAAGCCAAUCAGAAGUAAGUACAGACAAUAGAAAAGUUAGCACCUUUUUUACAUUCCAAGAUGUUCGUUACCGUUGUUGCUAUCGUUCUUAUCUGGACCGUUUCUUAAUUGCAUUUUCGUAUUCAUCUGUUUCUUUUCUCACAUAAUAAUAAUUAUAAAUAAAUGGUUAUUAUUUUAAAACACUGCCUAUAGCUAAGUAUUUGCAAUUUUUACACUGUGGAACUAGGUUUCUUUUCAUUUAUAUUACUAGAAGCUGGCUUAUCAUCGUGCAAAAUGGAUUAAAGUGAAUUCCACUACUCUUGUCUUGGUAAGCUAAAAAACAAUCAUGUUUCCAAGUAGGCUGAUGCUGAGUGUAAUAAAUGCUGUCUGCUAUGGCCAGUGCAGUUUACCAUUAGGAAGGUUCAUUUUAUUUAAACUACAAUAAUUAUUAAAUAGUUUAAAGAGAAAAUUAGAAAAUUGAAGGGUUUUUCAAACGUUGUUUUAUUUUAUGAAAAUCAUUGCCUUAUCAUUGCUUUCAGUACUCACAGCAGAGAUAUAUAUAGCCUUUUCUGAAAUUGGGGGCUUACAUGUAUGUGAAUAUCUUUUGCAUUUAUAUAUUCUCUGGUUUUAAGAUUUGCCCUUGCAGAAAUAGCCUGCAUGCAACAUGUGGGCUCCUUUUUUUCACAACUUUUCAUUUCCAGCAAAAUCCCAACGUAGGCCCUCAUGCACAGAUCUUUUCAAUUUUGGAGGGGAACUUAUGCAAUAUAAUAUUGUUUUAUAUCAAUUUAUCUAUAGACUGAAUUACAAGUUUCUGCAGCAUUAGCAUCAAUAUAGGCUUAUGGCUUUUAGGUUAUUUGAAAUAAUAAAUUGUCUAUGUACCAUGUAACUUGCUGACACUGACUCAACUCAACUAACAAGGUAUUGUUUCUAAAAAUAGGGUGAAUUAUGAUUAGCUAAUAAGAAGUAGUAAUGAUAUCUAAUUAAAUUUGUAGUACAUAAAAAUCAGUACUUCAGCUGGUAUCUGCAUGAGACCUUUUCAUUUCUAAUUCAAUGAUCUAUUUGCCAGCCCAAGAAGAAUGAUUCAUUGGGGUGGUGUCAAUUUUGCCUUGGAGAUAAGGUUGCGUCAAAAAUCUCAGAUAGCAGGUAUUUUUUAAUUUUUUUAAUGACUGUUAGACUGUGAGGAUGUGUCCUGGAUAUUGCUGGGAUAAUUAAGUGGAGUAAAAUCAAUAAAUUAGUAAAAAUGUAGACUUCUGCAGUGUACAUGCAGUGGAAAUUGAACCUAUGGCUGUUUGGAUGGAGAUCUGUUAGCUACAAUGGUCUUUAAUUAACUUUAUUGUUCAUCCAAAAUAUUUAUCCGGUUCAGAUUCCCUCUGCUAAUUGGUUCAGGUAUUGAACGGAAGAAAGGAAAAGGGAGGUACAAGUUUGGGUACAAGUAGGCAUCAACUUUGUUCGUGGAUCCUCUCCUACUCAACCCCCAGAGGUCCCCCUGGAGCAAGAGAGAGAUCAUGGAAACGAGGUUGGCGGGGCACGUGAAAACAUGAGUUAACUCUUGAGGACCUUAUUUCUCCCCUAUCUCUUCCCUUUCAAUAGCCACAGAAGCACUGUGGGGAUCCCAGCAGUACCAACAGUAGACCUCCUUUGGCUUUCAAGCUUUGCGAUCCUGAGUCAAAGUGCAAUUUAAUUUUAUGCUAGAGAUGGGAAUUCUCUGGGUUGAUUAAUUUUGCAGUAUUCUCAUGGAAUUGAGUUUUACCUCCAUCAUGUGUUGGUGUGCUGUGAAUCAGUGAGCUUAUUGAUUUUGGCAAUAAGGUUUUCUUGAGGGUGCCGUAUUCAGCGACUCGGGAAUCUGAGCUGGCAGGCUUUAAAGGAGCAGUGUCACAAAGUUUAUUAGAAUUCAGACAGAGGAAACUGCCAACAAAUUGAGUGAAACAGAAAAAUAACCUCUCAAAAUGUUAAAACAAGGAAUGAAUAACGAAGCAUAUACGAAAGGAGGCACGGAUGGACAGACUUGAUUGAAACGGAUUGCAAUUGUGGUUUUCGAAAAGUUGUUUUCUUGCCCAACAAUUUUUCAAAGUUAAUUUAUGUGGUGAAGCUCUGAAAGGUUUCAGCCCAGGAUUUAUCUCAUAAGGAGGUUGAGCAUGAUUGUCCGGGUGAACAUAGUCCUGAAUAGAACUGUUGUUGACCGUGUCUGACGUUUCGACAACCUGUGCGCGGUAGUCAUCUUCAGAGUCAAAGUGAGUUGUAUCACGUCAAUUGAUGGUAUUGAAUUUGGCUAUUAACAGCUUACAAGAAGAGACUAACUACCUAAACAACGUUUUUCGACACAACAACUCACUCUGACUCUGAAGAUGACUACCGCACAGCUUGUCGAAACGUCAGUCACUGCCAACAACAACGGUCCUAUUCAGUACUAUGCUCAACUGGGUGAUCAUGCUCAAGGUACUUAUAAAUUUAUCUUGUUUGACAUGAAGCUGUGCUUUUGUCAUUCACAAGCGAUUUUUUCAGUUUCCAUAAAAAUUAUAGCAAACAAGGACGCGCAACAAGCAUUAUUAACAGAAUGAACUCCGUGACGACCAUGCAGACACAGCCCAUUUAACUGAACACCUGAUGUCAGAGCUGGCUUCAUUAACAAACUCAAGCCACUUUUGUGUAAUUUUAUGCUUGUAGGCAUGUGCAUAUAUAAAAGUAGAAAAGCUUAAUUCUUAUGGCAUUUUGAUGCAAAACAUUAUAAUGAUGUUUUUCAAAACAGACAAAAGAAUGGCAAAAGUACUCCGAAACAAACAAGUUCAUGUGAAAACAUUUCCCUACCAAGCUCAAGUCAGGUAACUAACUAAUCAUACUAAAUAUAAAUGAACUGUGGGAAGUUUUAAUGUGAACUGUUUCCCAGUUACUUAUUGUUAACUAUUUGACUCGAAAGUCAUCAGGCUCAAAUCUUUUACUCAUUUUUAUUACUGAUAUUCAGUAUUUUGUGCGUCCACUCAAGUGAAUCUUUUUCAGCAGGAAUAUCACAAAGCCACAUUGUAACUAUCUCUGAAUUUUUUUCUGAUAUUUUAGUCUAACAAUGAAUUAUUAUUUUUCUUCUGCAGGAAUUGGAAGGAACCCCACCCUUACUAAGUGUACUUCAGGGCAUUAACCAGGUAUUUUAGAAAUAAUUGCAUCUGUUGAAAUAAAUAACUUUUUUCACAAUACGCAAAAGAUUUCAAAUUCGCAAAUUUCUUCCCUCCCCGUUAUAUUGAUCAGAAAACUGGUCACGGUUAUUCAAAACUUGGAUAGCGCUAUCCACGGGAGAAAUCACUGUUCAGCAGAUAAGUGUUAGGAAAGCCAGUUGGGCUAUUCACUGGAUUAAGAUUUAUCCUGUGGAUAGCGUUAUACGCCUUUUGAACUACUGGGACCAGAAGGUAAACUUGUAGUUAGAUAUUAGCAUGAAUCAAAAAACUCAAUCACACAUGUCAGUCCACCAGAGAAAUUACUAAUGCGACAUAUUUGCUGGCGAGCCUUUGCGAGACAGCACACCGCCUAUUCGGUUUCUUUUGUAGGUACCGAGGCACAGAUUACGUACAACAAAAGAAACAGUAUAACCAAACAUUAAAGCCCCCAGGAGAACUCUAUUGUUUGGUUCCGCCAGGCGAACUAUAUUUUUUUUGUUUAUUUUAACUCCAAAAAGGAGUUUAAAGAACUCUUUUCAGGAGUAAAAGUGACCCCAGAUAUUCAGGAGUUAAAAUAACCCCAAAAAGGAGUUAUCCUUUGUGUUCUUUGGAGUGAUUUCGAAGGACUGGGAGUAAAAGAACUCUUUUCAGGAGUAAAAUGACCCCAAAUUCGGAUUGUUAAAAUAACCCCAAAAAUAUCCUGCCUAAAAUUUUUACUCCAUUUUCGGAAAAAUAACCCCUAAAAUUUGUCAGAUGUAAGAUCAGAAGCAUGCGCAGUCAAUUGGUUUUUAUAUUAUGAGGGGUAUUCACUCCUGAUGAAUCUCGAGGAAGACGAGAGAUUUAUAUUUGUUUGGCUGAUAUGUUUGCGAUUCGCGAAUAAUGAGAGUGCGAAGAUAUCGAUAAACUCCUCCUUUAUGGAGAUAGUUUUUUCUCUGUGCAUUCAGCAGAAUGAAGUGCCAGGCCAAAAUACUUCUAUUUGGGAGUUAAUUACCGACUCUUAUUUGCUGGUAUCGGAAGAAAACGGAGGGAGGUGCGAGGCACACUUCAGCUGUUCAACGCCCUGUGUUAGGGUGGGAAUGGAGAAAGAGGGUAAAUGAUGCACCCCCCCCCCUGGGAUCGUCCCUGUCAACCCUACCGCAGUUUUCAUCUCCUGCAUAGUAGAGUAGUGUCACUUUCGGUAUUUUAAAACCUAAAACCAAUUGUUUGAUUUAGAGUCGGAAACUACGUGCAUGUAAAAAGCCUUUGGAAAGCCCCGGGUUGGGCCGAUGCCCGAGCCCCGGAUCGUGCAUACGCUCUAUCACCGUACCGACAAGAAGCGCGAAUGCUCCUUAGUUUUCUUAAAUUACUUUAAACAAAGUAAUAUUCAUUCUUGGAUUUAUUUCACUUUGCAGGCUACUUUGUUGCAAGUUUUGGAAUAUCAUGUAGCUUGGUUGGAAGAAAUUGGCUUUUCUCAUCACCAGGUAAAAUGAAUCAAAAUUGGAUCUCCCAUCCCAUGUUUCGGGCCCGUUACCUCUAUAGAAGCGAACCCACUAUUGCUUAGAUUUCGAGUUGUAAUCACCGUAAGAAAUCCAAAACUGGCAAAUGGCUUCAAAAUUGUUCCAGAAGGGAACAGACAGUACAAGACGCAAAGAUAAGUCGUUAUCUUUUAUCAAGCGAAAUUUAGAACGUAUCUUUUUUAUUCUCAUAGAUUUUUUUAUAAAAUCCAAAUUCCAACAAGCUUAAGCUGUCUGUGGUAUAUUGUAGCCAGAGCUAUCUAAAGGACGGCCGAUAGAUAUCUGGGGACGGAAUAUGAACCAACAAAAUGGAGGUUAAAAUCUGGCUUAAGAUACUUUGUUUUAGUGUAGUUGUUUUUCCCGCAGGGGCGCUGGUUUUACGCUCUUCUUGUUUGCUUGGAAAAACCUCUUCUCCCAGAAACCACAUCUUUACUGCGCACACUCGCCAGGCUCUGCGCAACAUUGAGAGCAUCACUGGUAAGUCUGUGCCUUUUGAUCCUACUGGUGAUCCUCUGCGUUCGAGUCUAACUCUUAACCUCGAUUGUAGCCGGUGUAGUGGGCCCUUGAGAAUUAUGGGACGAAUAUAGGACGGGAAGGCGCGCGAAAGUGUCCCCAGACCCGGUGAAUUGAAAGUGUCUUAUCACUGUGUAGGAAACGGGUAAGAUAAUUUGUAACACACACUUGAGGUAAUCCUGUUUGAUGAUCUGAUUAAAAGAGCAUAUACAGUCACAACGUUUUUUAAAAUUUAGUUUAUGAAUUUCUUGACUACUUUGUGUCUAUACAAACCUCUUUGCGUCUUAGCGACACCGCUGAUUGAAAUGAGGCUCUAAUGUUUAAUAUUGAGUGAGUGACUCACAGGGUCCGAAACUGUGACUAAUAGAAAGUGUGACGCCAUUAAAAAAAAAAAGAAGAAGAAAAAAAGAAAAAUUGAAAUCAUGGAAUUUUUCGGGGUAUUGUGAAAGAACAACAUCUAAAAGGCCUGCUUGCCAAAAAUUAGCAUCCCAGGGCAAAUUUUCUUUGAGAUAUAAGCCCAGUUACACUCUGAUGACCCCAUACAUCCUUCUAAAUUUGACUCAGUUCAUAACGUUAGGAUCCGACGUGACCGUCCGUCCACCCCCUACUUGAAAGCCCAUGUCAAAUGUCACAUUUCAAGCACCCACACGUUUUGGCGGUAAAUCGCAUUGCCACUCGGACUUCCAGAGAGAAAAAAAAUAACAGCAAAGCCGAAUCUUUAGUCUACAUUUUCGUGGAUAACAGAGAAAGAGCUAGAACGAGAGAUACAAAACAAAGGAGACGAAUUUCACUGGAACAACGACAUGAAAAUUAUAUAGCGGCGGGGAGAAGAUGAGAAAUGCUGGCGACCAGCGAGGUGAAAAUCAGCGGCAAUUGAAAAAAAAAAGCAAAAAGGAGCACAAGAAACAAAAUAUUUUGUGAGCACAUGCGAGAUUGUCUUUAUUAAAGGGUGUAACUCAGAGGAAGUUUCAUGCUGUAGUCACGCAAAACAACGGCAAAGAAAUUGAAAAAACUGUUAUGGACGUGCAAAGUCUUUUUGUUGUUCUCGUUGCCGUCGCCGUUUAGCAUUACAUCAUCUUAUUUUUUGCUCCGCUAUGAAUGAAGAUGUCAGGGCAUUAUAAGACGCUUUAAAAAACCUAAACACACGACCGAAAGAGCACAUCAAGAAGGACUCCAGUAGAUAUAUUAUGGAAAAGUUCUGAAAAUUCUGAGCUUAAGCCAAAAUAGAAGCUCUGGACUUUUCAGUGCGGAGAGUUCUCGAUCGAUAGGAUGAACAUGUCAAAAAUCCAAGAUUGUGGGCGUAAAUUGUCACCCAUUAUAUUUUUGGGUAAUCAAAUGGUAUACUCGUGAAAUUAGGGAAUAAAUUCACUUGCUUUUUGUCUAAAUACUUAUAAUUUAAGCUCGGUUCAUUAUUAGAAUUUUGACCAAACGCACGUGAAAUUAUUCCCUAAUUUCACUCGUCACCAUUUGAUUACACAUACUUAUUGUUCAUUUGCGUUAAAAGUCCGCAUUACCAGAUGGGUUGUUUUGUUUUUACUCUGUUAAUUCCAGUAAUUCCUUUAAUUGACUAGACGUUUAUAGUCUAAAACAGAGUCAACGUACUUUAAUUUGUUACAAAAUCCCUUUAAUUAGUUAAUCACGUCAUUCUCUCAUUUUCAGUUUAAUUUAUCACGUUAUUUGGUUUUUGAAUCCUUGUCCUAUUUUUUUCAAAAAAUCUCUUUAAUUAUCGAAUCAUUCCACACAAUGCUAAAACGUAUAUUAUUGGCUUAUAAUAAUACCCCCAAUUUGUUAAUGAUUUCAAUGCCUUUAUUGCUGUAGUUAUCCCUUUAAUUAUUCAGUGAUUCGUUUUCAGGUAUUUGCGGUUGAUUUGUUUAUGCAAUGUCCUAUUGUUUAUAAAGUUAUACCGUUGAUUAGUUUAUGAUACAAAUGCCCGGUUGCCAUAGUUACUGUUGUUAGAUACCUUUCUUUAAUUAGUUAUUGACGUCAAUAAAUCAUUUUCACUUUAAUGCUGUUAGUUGGUUGGGGAAUAUCGUAUUGCGAAAAAGAGACCAACCACGAAGCUGCACAGGUAGCCUUGUUUGUAAAAUCCCUUGCUUGAAAGUAUUCGUGCAGUUGAUUCACUUACCCAUUCAUUUGUUUGUAGCCAUAUUUGGGAUACCACAUAUAUGACUGUCCCUGAAAUAUAGAUAAAUAAGCACGUUUAAGGAGCAACACCCCGCACAAGCGCCGCCCUUACUUUUUUGAAAGCGGGAAAAAAAUCUUGUAAACCACAGUGUUGGGUUUUGUUUUCCUCCGUUUCGUUCGUGUAUUUUCUUACGUUAAUCCAAAUAUUCCUGUGAUUAACCAUGCCCAUACUAAAAGGAAUAUCUAAAUCAAUCUAUUCUCUUCACCCCUGCGAGAAAUCUAAGAACUACAGGAAGUAUCGCCAAAAGCUUUUCUCUUGCGCAAACAGGUAAUACUGGAUAGUUCGGGUGGACAGUGUAAGCAAUGAUUGGUUAUUGGUUGCCUUGGAGACCAUCGACCAGCGAACGAUACCUGUUCUUCCUGUAGUGUUUGGAGUGGCCAAUCAUUCGUGCGCUAAUGGGACGAAAGGCUGCACGUUCCUCGGCCUGCACGCGUUGCCCAAAACAGUGUUAUAUAACAUAACUGGGACUUUCAGAAGAUUAACAUAACUCCUUUACUUGUUAUUGGUCAGGCGGAGGAAUCAAAGAUUUAAUGGUAUUUUUUAAAACAAGUGAAGUCAGUUUUAUAUCAAUACCAAGUAAGGUGCUCCCUGAACAUGAGUCUAGAAAUCAAUCUUGAGGAUUUCCCAAACUUGCUUUCCGUUUUCGAGGAAAUUGAACGUAGAGAAUUGCGGAGAUCAUUUCCCAGUGCUGAUCCUGAAGUGGAAAACCUCCUCGAUCGAGAAAGGAAACCAAGUGCCUUUACAACGUUGGAAGGAAGGCCAGAAGGGCCUAACACUGAUCGCGAGUUGUCUAAGCAAGAUGGAAGGCAAAGAACCUCUUCAGCAAAAAAAAUACCAACGGCAUUAGCUGGCAAAGCAGGGGAAUUGCACAAGUCAAAUAGAGCAACAGAAACUUCAGGGAAACACAAACGCCUCAGCCGACGCGCCAGUGAACCAGUCCGUCAGACGUUGGACGUAUCACAAUCGCGUUUUCGAAUUCACAGCGCGCCGCCGUAUCUUCCUGUUGAUCGUGACACGCUGUUGACAGAUAGACGAUUUACUGACGCUGCUAGGAACUUAAGUGACGAAGAACUGGCUGAGUUGUACGAAGAUAUUUUAAAGCCUUUGGAUUUCUAUGCCAUGUUGCAUGAAAGGAGAAAGCAGUCGUAAGGAAGGGAAUAAGGUAUUACAUAAUAGAAACUGUACAGAACAUUAAGCGUAAACGUGGAAAGGAAAUGAAAAGUGACCUUAAGUAUAAAUAAUAACUGGCUACUUGUUGUCUUUUCAAGUUUAAAAAAGCCUGCUUUUUACCUGGUGAUUAGGUCAUUGCAUAACGUUGUCAUUUGGCGACAACUACCUCAGAGAUGUUUUACUGCUAUUUCAACCUCCCCGGGCCUUGAUAAAUUUCUCUGGUAGUUUUUAUUAUGAAGUCACAGUCGCCAUAUUGUUGUGCAAAGCAAUGAAAUAGCGGCCAUACAGGUGUACAGAAAAAAUCCUCAGGGGACUGAUUUUUUUUCUCAUGUUAAAACUUUAUUUUGUUCCAAGAAAUUUGAAUAGCUGCUGACCGCCCGUGACGUCAUGGCGGCCAUGUUGGUGGUCCUCUGGGAACAAGACUUCAUGCAUUUUCAUGUAUUAAAUUCUUUGAAACAAUUUUUGUAGUGGCUAUAAACCAAGAAUAGUCAAUGACGUCAUUCCGAAAAGGUACUUUUGAGCGUUGGCGCAAUUUCUCGUGUUAUUGUGAGGAGUCUAAAUCUCGGUACUUAUUCCAGGUUAGCCGACAUUGAAAAGGUAUUGAACAUCUUGAGACAUGUAAGGAUUACAAAUAUUACGGUAAAUAACCAUGUGUUAAGCUUACAUGGAGUAAAAACCAAUUCCGGUUUUCCGAUCUCUCGUAAAACUAAGGCAAAUGGGGUAUUGUUAUGGUUUAAAUUACAGCUCUUCGAAGAACUGAAUAAUAGCAGUGAGACUUGAACGCAAAAUGAGAACUUGAAUUUGUGGCUUUCUUUUAAACCUGGUUUUCCUGAAUUUUAUCACCUCUCUCUCGACCAGUCAUAGUGAACGCUUUUCCACCCAAUCGAUACUAGAAUUUGCUAUUCACUAUUCUCCGUACCUACCCGGAAUUAGGAAUUUCCGGGAUGGCUCGGGGUGAGCCCCUUUGUUUUUAGAUAGUUAUGUUUCGCCGCAAAUUGUAAAUAGAGUGUGUUACUGUUCGUUGAAAGAGAUGUCCGGCCAUAAUUGUUAAAGAAGGAGAAAUACUGAAUAAAGUGCUUAAUCGCUUUAAAGAUGUUUGCAUUUCUGGGUGGAAGUGUCGUGAUAAAAAUACGUAGUCAUUAUCAAGAAUUUCGCUCUUGGCAGUUAUCCAGUUUCCAUAAAAAAUAAUAAUAACCAAAAAAAAACAAACAAACAAACAAACAACAACGCCAGCAACUGCUAAAACUCGAGAACUUUCCGUCAGCCAUCUUGCGACGUGAACAACCUGCUUAACCAAUCAAGAGCGAGAAAAUUUGAUGGUAAAAAAAGUCAAGUAGUUUGGUCAUAUCGAUUACAAAAAUUAAGAAAGACAAUGUUCUCCUCGUUUGCCAAUCAGCUCUGAGUAACAUUACCGGCUUUUGUUAUUAAGUUUGUAAACGUAUACAAACUUACGCGUUUACUAGUUAACGAUAUAAACAGUCAGUUAUCACCAUUAACGUUUGCUUGUGGUUAUAUUUGCCUUGUCUUAUCAUAUUGGUUGCCCUGUGGUCUGGGCGUAUGUGCGAUCACGUGGUAAUCAGAAGUUCACACCAGAUUUUCUUACCCAUAGUGCCCCGGACGCGAGGCUUUUGUUAAUGACAGUUAUCUAUUAUUGAACAAAUUUGAGCAAAUAUUGUGAUUUGUCAAUGGUGAGUAUAUCAAUUCUUUUAGAGAUGCCGAAGGCAGGGGCAAAUGAUUGAUCUGAGCAACAGUGAAAAUCACGGUCUUGAAGGUAGGUUUAUUGCUGCCAGGAAACGGGACUACCUUUUCCACCGUUCUCUGUUUUUUCCAAAAAUUUUCACUGGACCGACCCAUGUUCCAUAUACGUUGCAAGUGAACUUUCUGGAAACGUUUUGAAAAUGGUAAAAAAAACAUGACAUGGUCAAUAUUACUCAAAGACAGGCUAUUUGUGCAGCAAAACAAUUCAGUCUUUCUCUUUUGCAUAUGUUUGUAGGCACUUAUCUCCAGGUGACGCAAUGAUAUCUAGACCAAUCAAGAAUUUGGAAAAAAACAAAUUGAAUGAUAAUGGGGAAUAUUAGAUGCUAAUCCCCCUUUAAGGGUGUGGUUUUCGGUAAUUGUUAACUGAACGGUAUGCAAAUGUAAUUCACUUGCCCAGUAAUUGAGAUUGAGUUACAGCGUACGGUUUGAAACAAGCGAUAAUUUAAUUAAGUUAAUUUGCAAAAUAUGAGUCUGGUUCUUGAUAUCAAGAAUUUCCCAAAUUUAUCAUCUGUUCUCGCGGAGAUUGAAAAGAAAGGACGUCGACCUGAAAAUUUCACGGCAGUAUAUUCAGAAUUUGAACAACUACACCAACAUGAAAGGAAACCGGCAUCCUUCACAGCGAUGGAAGGAGACUCAAGAGCAUUCAUCGCCACAGAUUCCCUGUUGGCAAAUUUUGACGACGAAGUACGAAAACCUAGAUCGUCUACAGUUACAGGCGAUAUGAGAACCUUCAUCGAGAUUGAUCCCGAGGACGUAAAUUUAUACAGUUUAGAGAGAAAACCAAGGUCCUCUUCAAUGAUGGAGCGAGGCGCCGUAGUGGAUGCCAAAGCAAGCGGUAGAGGAGGGCAACAUAACCCGUUUAGAUUGGGGCGACGGAGUAGUGAUCCAACUGGGCAGACGUUGAAGACAGCUGGUUCGCGAGUACGAAUUCACAGUGCGCCACCUUGUCUGUCUGUUGAUCGUGAAACGUUGUUAGCAGAUAGGCGAUUCACGGACGCCGCCAAGAACCUGAGCGAUGAACAAUUGGCGUUGUUGUACGAAGAUAUUGUAAAGCCUUUGGAUUUCUAUGCCAUGUUGCAUGAAAGGAGAAAGCAGUUUUGAGAUAAGGUAUCGCCUUGAAGUUUGGGGGACACUUGAUUUAAAGAGAUUGACGGCAACGGUGUUUAAUUUUGCUCUCUCGAGAGGAUUGAACUCUCUGCUUUUUUUUGUAAAUUUCAUAAUAGAAUUUAGUUUUUACCUUUUUGUAAUGUGGUGUUCAGGUCAAAGGUUUUUUUAGAAGAACAUCACUUAAUUGUACCAUGUUGUACCGAGUGGGGAUCUAAAGAAAGCGUUAGUGGCACUAAUUUCGUAAUAUAAUCUUGGUUAGGUUAUAUGCUUCUGUCUAGGUUUAACCUUUAUUUCAUACCUACGUUAAUCUUUUAGGAAGUUUUCUUCUUGUUUAAUUUGUUUCUUAAAGAAACGAGUGCAACCCUAAUCUGAAACGCCAAGCCAUUUAUUGUAUUUUGUCGACUAAAAGGGUCAGUUUUCGCAGAAAAACCUCAUAUAGAUGAGAAUAUAUAUAGAAUGUACAGUGUGGGAACCAGUAAUUCGCCAAGCUCUUCCAUGCAUUGUGUCCAUUGUGCUUUGCCGAUAACACUUAUCACUAUUAUUGGUAGCGAACUGAAAUUAAGCGUAGAGUCAAGGCUGAAGUGGGGAAUACUACAAAGAUAUCUGCAGGAGGGAGGGCGUGUUCCCUGGUACUCACCUUGGUAACAAUACCUCAUUUUAUUGAGAUCAACCGAGAAGAAAGGGUUAGUCAGGGUGGGGGAUGUGUUUUGUACGUCUGUAUAAGCUGUAAAUCUAGUCCACUCAAAUCCAUCUCAUUGUGCAAACACAUAAGCGCAUUGAGUUUGUAGCUUGCUAUUCCCUUGUUUACAUGUGUAUUUAAGUAUAAUUACUUAGUGGCCAGAUUGUAUUUUUCUGUUUUGUUUUUAAAUUUAUCUUUAUUUACUGUAUUAUAGUGAGUUUGAAACAAAGAGUGAGAUGUAAAUAUAGUGGUCUAUAUCCUGUUCCUUGGCCUAUCUUGUUAAUGUCAUCUAAAUGGAAUAUUGAAUGAGUACGUAGUGUUUAUCCAUAAUAGCAAUAAAUUAAAUUUGGUUUAUAUGGAAGCAAGCGGAUAAAAAAGAGGAUUAAGCCGGAUUCGAAAAAAAAAAUGAAUAAAAAUAAGACUACGAAUGUCAAGUACAGGUAAUAGACUGACGGUAUGUAAAUUUCAGCAUGUGGUGAAUCUAUACAGUCGUCAUCGUUAUUUUGAACAUCCUGAUUCUCCGUGGCUAAUAGUUCAGAUAUCUGCAAGUUUGCGAAAGCUUGAGAAACAAGUUAAUAGCCCGUCAAACGAAAAGCAAACUCAACUGUGACCAUCUGAAAAUCACCGCCAGCAGUGAUUGAAAAGAACUCCAACUAAAAACGCCAUUACUUCGACAAGUAUACACUAAAACAUAGCAUAUUUUUGCCAGAGGUCUAACCAACCUCACAAAUCCGAGAUUAAAUAAAGCCUCAUUCAUUCAUUCAUUCACUGUUUACACUAGUACACAAAAUUUGUUAAAAGUUGUUAUCACUUUUGAAAUUGGAAAUUAGACUCACUGGACUAUAUUCUUCAUAGCUUGUCAGUGGGGUGGGAAGGGGGGGUUUGGUGGGGCCUCAUUCUUCGUUUUCGAAAGGUCUUAUUUAUUAAACUGCGUUUGGUUACUUUGCCGUAACGGGCCUUCUAGAUAAUUGAUUGAACCCACAGCUGUCGAUCAGUACCAACGGGGUCCGGUACCACUUAUCGUAGUUAUACACCUUAUUUGUACCGAAACCAGCCAUUAGCGCCUCAUUUUGAACUGAAUCGUCCCAUCAAGAACCCAUCAACUUUCCUUGGCGGACUCGCUCUUGAUUUUUUGGCACUGCUACGUUUAAAUAUAGCCUGAAUUGAACAGCUGUUACAGUUUAAUUUAAAAUGCACUUUAUUGAAUUGAACUGAAUUGAGUUUCCAUGUAUUUAGAACAAAACUACUCGAAUUGGGGACACUAUAUUUUACGUCUCCUACUGGAGACGGGACCGCCAUUUUAGGUGGUCAUCCGAGCCACGCGAAGGUCUACCCGUUUGCAGGGCAAAGGAAGUACCUUCAUUUCUCAGUUGUUUUGAGACCCUGGGUACUUGGUCCGGCGCCAGGAAUCGAAUCCGCGACCUUCCGCUCUGCAGUCACGCUUUCUACCGACUGAGUUAAUCCUGCCGCGGUUUUAACACUAUAAUUAUUGAAAUUAUGAAUAUAUGAAAACCAUAUAUGUGAACCGCGGAGUGAAGAAUUAUUUGAAGGAAGAUCAUCGCAGUUAUAUACGCAACUUAUGCAGUUGCGAAAAGAAAUUCCGUACAAGCAUGAAUUUUUUUUCAGGCUUUCUUUUCGCAACUGCAUAAGUUGCGUUAUAUAUAACUGCAAUGAUCUUCCUUCAUAUAACACUAUAAUUAUUGUUAUUAUCUCAGGAAUCUCCUUACCAUGAUCUGGUUUCCCCGCUUAAUUUGCUCAUCACGCUAGUUUCCAGGUUGGUGAAACAGAUACCCAAGUUAUUUUUUCUUACUUUCUAGUCUUACCCGUUUUGUUGUCUAGUAUAGUUCUUUGGUUCCUAUAAGAGACGAACGGAGAGCAUAUACGAUAUGUUAGCUUAAAUCGCGCUGACCAGACUGAUGCGAGUGAUGGGAGCAAGGGUGGCGCGGCAGUCAGUGUUGAGAGCACUCGCCCAUCACAAGUGGGGCUCGGGCUGAAAUCCCUGUGUCAACGCCAUAUGUGGGUUGAAUUUUCUGUUGUUUGUUCUCUCCUUUGCCUCCAGGCCCCAGUUGAUCAAAAGGUGGGUACCGCCAUCCACCGGAUAAACCUCUAUCCAGUGGAUAGCGCAAUUGGUUUCCCUAACAGUUAUCCGUUGGAUAGUAAUAUUUAUCCGGUAGAUAGCGCUAUACAACGUUUGAACAACUGGGGCCAGAGUUUUUUCUCCGGGUACUCCGGUUUUUCGCUCUCCUCAAAAACCAACAUUUCUUAAUGAAUGGUAGACGAAGAACCAAUUUGUCGAUAUGCUUUAUCGAUCCUCUAAAUUGUUAUUUAUAUUUGCUUAGGUUUUUGUUUAAGUUGAAUAAGUAAAUCUAAUAACCCUAUAAACUAAAAUGCUGCGAGUACACAGAAGGUAAUAGGUGAUGAUGAUUUUAGAACCUUAGUACUACCCUUAAGACGCUACUUACUUAUAGUUCUUGUAAUAGGCUAUUUUCUUGACAGACUGACAAAACUUGCGGUUUAGAACAAUUACAACACAUAUAGCUGGAGACAUAAGAAAAUACACGGCCGAACCUCCUAUAAGGGACCACUCAAAAUUCGAAGAUUUAGUGUUCGGUUACGAGAAUCCACCCUUUAGGUGUCUUCCGAAAAGAGAUCCGGACACAUCUUGUCCAUGGAAGCAAGAGAGGAUAAAGCUCUAUGAUUCUUUAUCCUCUCAUGAUGGAAGAGAAUUUAUAGCAUGCAAUUUCUAAUUUGAGAUAUGUGUAAUUCCACGCUGUCACUGAAAGUUCUUCGUGUGCUCUAAGUGGCGUAGUACAUACAGCGAACAAAGAGAUCAACUGAUGCAUAAAGUGGUGGCUUACAAAAUGUUAAAAAUAAUGGAAAAUUAUAAAAGCGUCAGCUCAAACAAUGAUCGCGGUGGCUUAUCAGAAGUGGUCGCUUAUGAGAGGUUCUAAUUAUAAGGCUUUGACUGGGAAGUUAUGGGAGGUUAACCGUACAAGCACAAUCAACUCUUGCCUUGCGGGUAUCUCCCGGGCGCUGUGACGGACAAUAGCGUAAUCUUACACACGUUUUACUUAAGUGAACUCUUGCUUUUACGGACUGUUGCUAUUAAGGACAAUAACUCGUGCCCGGAGUAAAGGAAGUUGGCUGCGACUGGCAAUAACAAAGUUUUCUUUUUUUUUUUUUAGGUAUUUUGGGCAAAGUGACUUAGCUGAUCCUGGAUAAUUAUUCUAUAUCUAGAGACAGUGAUGUGAGCGUUGAGAUAAAGCGACACACAAGCUUCCGUUGUCUUGCUUUUUUAUGUAAAUGCGGAUCGUACGCAUUGCCGACCCGCGAAGAUUUUCAGAAAGUGUAUGAGAUGCUAACAAGAAGGCUUUUUGCAUGGGACGCGAAACAGUGAGAGUAUUCAAGUGUUGCUGGUAAAUACUAAAGCUUCCAGUCUAUAAGGACAAGGAAAGGGGUGGGAUAACAGAAUUAUCUGCCAGUCUGUUAUGUAGAUGUUGUGGUUCAUAAAGUUGGCGCUAUCCGGAAUAGUAUCCUCGCAAACUUUCCUGUUCAAGCUAAGUAUCCGAAACUCGAGUUCUCAGAGCCUUUUGGAACUCUCGCUUAGAUGACGUGUACUUUUGUUGUCUUUAUGUAACCCGUAUUAGAUCUUCAACGGACGGUGAACUCGUCGGCGCGCGACAAAUGUAGAUGCCAGGGUAGUGACGGUUAUGCUAUUAAAAGAAAAAUGGUGGUGGGGGUAAAGGGCUCUCACUUCUAAUACUUUUACGCCGGCAGCAGGCCAUUUUAUGGUCAUUUUUAUGGUCGUGCGUUUGAAUAGAAUCAAGGCAGGCGGUGACCUUAAAUUCUUACAAACCUUUCUGUUUUUCACAUGUUCACGGCCUUGGUAAUAUGAAUAUAACAUGAUUUGCCGAUGACUCGUUCCCAGUCGUCUCUCAGGCCGCUAUUAAUAAUAGGGACUUAUAAGAUUCAACGACGUGACGGCAAAGAGAACGUCGCUUAAAAAGUGAAUUUGCGUUCUUUCAGUCUUUAUCGCAAUUAUUCCUACCCACUUACCUUAUCAAAUGUAGGCGAGCCCUCCUGGAAAUGAAUUCCAAGGGACCAUAUCCAAGUUCAGAAAGAGAAAUAGCAUUUCGUCGUUGCUUGUUUACGUACUCCAUAAAACGCGAAAUUAGUCAUUUUCACGUCGUAGUCGUGAAAAAACGGGUAGAGAAAUGCACAAACGAGCGUGAUGCACGUGCAAAGUUGUUGUUUUGGUUAUAAGACCUAUUGUUUUUUUUUACGUUUUCGUCGCCGUCCGCGUCGUUGGAUCUUAAAGUCCCUAAUUAACAAGAGACUCUCCAGAAGCCCGGUCGGCCUGCCAUUGAUUCUUUCGCCGAGAGGCCGCAAUAGUCUCUCGCGGCCGUUCCGUGACCGCUUACAAAACACUAAGAGACGACUGGGGACGAGUCAGAUUUGCACAGCUACGACGGCAAAAGCAACGAGAAGGGCAAGAUAGCAAUCAUUGCUUGUUCAUCAUGCUUUUUUAUACAUUUCGCUGCCGUCGUUGCGCGACUGCGACGUAAAACGUCUUUUAAAACUUCACGUUUAAUGGGGGACGUGAAGAAAAAACAACGAUUUUCUAUUUAUUUUUCUGAACGUUUAGAAUU